Molecule: messenger RNA, 1044 nt
Organism: Anopheles coustani
Lineage: Eukaryota; Metazoa; Arthropoda; Insecta; Diptera; Culicidae
Product: cilia- and flagella-associated protein 36
Exons: 3
Coding region: 1-1044 (347 amino acids)
Cellular component (GO): axoneme; ciliary base
Source: RefSeq, a predicted model, not a curated record
AUGGCGGACGAUAACUCGUGGGUUUUCGAUUCGCUGGUUUGCUUUCUGCACGGCCCUGUCUGGAAUGCUCCACUGCAGACGUUCAUCGAGGAUAAAUCGAUAAUCUUCGAUCCAAACCUGCAGCCGGACGAAAGCAAUCCCGAGUUCCGGAAGGUGCACGAUGAGUACAAGAAUCUGGUCGAUUAUAUGCUCGGUUCGUUCAUGGAGGAGAUGCAGAUAACGCCCGAGCAGUUCGAGUUUGCCUGCCUCGAGGGUCGGCAUGUGGCAAACCUUGGUGCGGGUGGGGCACCGCGCGCUUCGUCCGCAUCCGCCGCCACCUCCGAGGGUGACGACCGCAACACGUUCUCGUUCCAUCAGGGUCUGUUCCAGCAGAUCUGGGCCGCGAACGACAUACGCAUCUUCAUCCGCAUGAUGGUACAGCGGAAUGUGGAACUGCAACUGCAGGCACUCGACCUGAUCGAGCGCCGUUCGCAAAGCUUGUCCAAGUCGACCGAAAGGGACGACGGGAGUCAGGAGGAAGCGGAACGGCAAUCACCGAGAGUGACAUUACCGGAGCAGGCGGAUGAGGCUGGCGGUGAAGCAAGCUCUUCGGAGGGUGAACUGGAGCGCGAUAUUCUAAAGUCGGUCGAGAACGAACUGCGGAAAGAUCCGGAAACGGCAGCGAUGCGCGUCCGGCUUAGUGGAGGUCGUCCCAUUGUGGACGAUCCCCUGGAAGGAGAGUCAGCCGCUGGUGGAAGCGAUAAGUUUCAGCGAUUGAAUCUAUUCUUCGACCAGGAAAAGAUCAACACCGAGGAUAUGAAAGCACGGCAGGAAUACCUUCGGGCACAGCGGGACAAGAUACUGCACCUGAAGAAGAAGGCCCGAGCCCGCCAGCUCAACGAAACGAUUCGCAAAAACGAGCGGCCAACGUCGGCACAGGUGGCCCAGAAGAUUAUGGACGGAGACGGUGAGGUGGUCCCGGUCGAACCACCGGAAGGUUCGUUGCAGCUGCGCAAAAUGCUCGCCCAACGUCUCCGGGAGGAAGUUGCGGUGGAGAAGGAGUGA